AAUGUUACCUUCUUGGAAAGCUAUUGUGGGCUCAGUCAUCACGCCAAAAAAAGUAAAAAUAAAUAAAUAAAUAAUCAUAAUUCAUAGGGAAAGUUCAAAGUCUUCUUCUUCCUUGCCCUUCACUCUUUUCCUUUCUGUGGUUAUCUCUCAAAACCCCAAAGUCCUCUUAUCAACUUAUGCUUUGAUCUGUGCCUUAUUUAACUGAAGCUGCUUUGAGAUGGAGGACGGCAAGAUGUCUGAGGAUAUUUUGACUUCAGCUGCGGCAUUUGUUGAAGGUGGAAUUCAGGAUGCCUGCGAUGAUGCCUGCAGCAUAUGUCUUGAAGCAUUUUGUGACAGUGAUCCUUCUACGGUGACUGGUUGCAAGCAUGAGUUCCAUCUUCAAUGUAUUCUUGAAUGGUGUCAGCGAAGCUCCCAGUGCCCCAUGUGUUGGCAGGCUCUCAGCUUGAAAGACCCUAACAACCAGGAAUUGUUGGAUGCAGUAGAGCACGAGAGAAACAUCAGGAUGAAUCCUCCUAGAAACACCACAAUCUUUCACCAUCCAACUCUAGGAGAUUUUGAAUUACAGCAUUUACCUGUAAGUGCAACUGAUUCUGAACUUGAAGAGCGUAUCUUUCAGCACUUAGCUGCUGCCGCUGCCAUGGGAAGGACACGCCACCUUGCCAGAAGGGAAGGUCAGCGAGGUAGGUCAUCAGGUCAAGGUCGUCCCCACUUUCUGGUGUUUUCAACUCAUCCAAAUGCUCCUCCUGCUGCUGCUGCUGCUUCAUCUUCUACUCAAAGGAGUGGGGGUGGACCCACUCCUGCAGUCUUGGUUUCUGGUCAGGAUUCUCCAAUUGUUGCUGUCGGAGAAGGUUCUGGACAACUAGUCACUCAACCAUCUUCUUUUCAAGCUGAUCAGGUUUCUGCCUCUGGGUCAGGAUCAAAUGCUGCUGUUAAUCAACUUGGGACUUCGUCAAAUGAUAGGUGUGUUUAUUUGUCAAGCUUGGUUGAGAGCCUUCUCGUGGAUUUUUCCCUUUUUGAUAGCUAUAUCAUUUUUCUUAAUUCNAUAAAGUCUCGACUUAGUGCAAUGUCAAUGAGAUACAAAGAAUCUUUAACGAAGAGUUCAAGGGGUUGGAAGGAGAAAUUUUUCUCUCGCAACAGUUCGACAUCAGACCAUGGUCUGGAAUCUAGGAAUGAAGUCAGUGCAGCUGUUGCCACUGUAUCACACCUGAUGGAGCAUCUGGAAACCACAGAUAGCAGAGCCAGUUCUGCUGAAUCAAAUAUAUUGGAGGAGACUUUACCUGCUGGACGUGCUGAGCAGCAUAUACCUGAGAUUGAUGAUACCCAUUCUUUAAAUGAGGAUAAUUCCCCAAUGACUUCAGGGCUCUUAGCACCUAGUGCUGCUAGAUUUGAUGAUAGGAGCUGCCUAUUGUAUGUCAAGUGUAUACUGAUUGACACAGAAAAGCGUUGUUGUGUCGAGCAAGUGAACUUCCUGCCAACACCAAUGAUAUAUGGUUUGCAUCUUAUUGGAUAUGUGAGGAUUGUUCUAAAACCAGCUUCCAAAAGAAUAAAAUGUCCAGAGAGGACAGAGUCGUCUGGUCUUCUCUCUGUCAAUCAGCUAAGAAUGCCACAGCACCAUUUGCAUUACACAGCUGGUCACCAAAAGUACAGAGACAGAGAAGCUACAUACUGGAAGCAGACUGCAUCAGGAUAG
Nicotiana tabacum (common tobacco) is the source of this 1690-nucleotide messenger RNA. The record is from RefSeq and is a predicted model, not a curated record. NCBI's taxonomy places the organism in Eukaryota, Viridiplantae, Streptophyta, Magnoliopsida, Solanales, Solanaceae.